Messenger RNA from Heterostelium album PN500, 1173 nucleotides. RefSeq lists its product as uncharacterized. The record is from RefSeq and is a predicted model, not a curated record. The coding region runs from base 1 to 1173 and encodes 390 amino acids. The transcript has 2 exons. NCBI's taxonomy places the organism in Eukaryota, Evosea, Eumycetozoa, Acytosteliales, Acytosteliaceae.
AUGAAAAGUUGUUAUUCUGAAUAUGAUGAUAAAUACAAAUUCGAGAAGGAAUCGAUACCACUAGAGAAUCUAAGACAUUUAACACAGUCGUUGGAGACUCUACAUGCUCCUUUGAGUUCAUUGAUGUUUACCAAUCAUAUACCAACACUAAAACAACUAAAUAUCAUUCAUUGUGUCGAGGGAAAGGAAUCAUUGAAAUUGGAUAAACGAUUGAAAUCUGCACUCUACCCAAAAGAUAAACAACAACAACAACAAAAUUGUCAAUCCCAACAACAACUACAAAAUAUAAAACAUUUAUCUUUACAUUUCGAUUAUUAUUCAGAAUUCAAGAUAUCAAAGUCAUCGAUAAAGAAAUGGAUAGAGAAUAUAUUUCUAUCGGAUGCGCUUGGAGGUGUGCCAUCGAUUGAGGUGUCAGACCGCUACUUUGGUGUGAUACUUAACUUUCCGGAAUACUUUUUUGGUGCAUUGAAGAAAAGAAAACAGCAGUUGUUACAUCUCUCGAUCACUCAUCCCAAUCUACUGCAAGACAAUCGUUUCUUUGAUGAAUUGCUCCGAUAUCUCUCUGCUAUGACCACCAAAGACGGCAACUGCUGCUGCUUGACAUCGUUCAAGUACAACAAAGAGUUACUCACCGAUUCGAUUGUCCAGUAUCUCCUGACUGAAUGUCCGAUUCCACAGGUCGAUGUUAUUAUACCCGCCAAAAUGAUUAUGUACCCACUGCAGCGGAGAUUCGACAAGCUAACACUCUCGCUCAGUCUCUAUCGAUUCCAAAUACCGUACGAACCACCGCUGAACAUCGACAACAGCGACAUCUUCCAAUCGUUGAACCAAGUCAACCGUCUCUACGUGGUGAUCGAUCGCUACGGCUACGAAUACAACUCAAAGAUCAAUACGAUUCUCGCCAGCCUAUUCGAGAGUAACACCCAAUCGAGCUUGAUAAACACAGAGUUAUUCUUAGAUGAAGCACCACUCUACGAUCAUCUCUUUGACCGACUACUCAAAGCGAUCGAGAGUAACCAUCACCUCAAACAAGUAGAACUCCUGAUAAAAUCCGUUAGCAUUCCUAUGCACCAUUCACUGCCGAAACUAUCUAGACUGAUCUCAUGUAUAAACAAUCAUCCAACAAUAACAAACAAGAGUCAAUCAAUAAAGAUAAUACCAGGUAAUUACUAA